CAUCCAGCCGAGUCGUGUGCUCGCACGUGUGUGCGGCUGAGCGACAUGAGCCGGCUGCUGGAGGACCUGGCGCUGGAGAAGGUCAAGCAGGGCGAUGAUGCCGGCGCCAAGCAGGUCCUGCAGGAGAAGAACUCCAUAAAGGAGAUCAUUGAUAGCAGUAACAACAAGGCGCAGGCAAACUUUGCUUUGGCAGGCAAGCUAGCCACGCUGAUUGGCGACAAGCACCACCAGCUGCUGGAGCUCAUGGGCGGAGCCAGCAGCGCCGCAGGCAGUGCCAGCGGCGCCGGUGGCAGCAGUUGGCCGCAGCCCGCCAGCUCGCCGGCGUCCCGGGCGCCCCGCCCCGCAAGUGCCAGCACCAGCAGCACCAGCAGCACCAGCACCAGCAGCUGGGCGACUGGGACGGGUGCGGGUGCGGGCCGCGGGUACGAGAUGCCCUGGCAGACGUCGCUGCAAGAGGCGCAGCAGCGGGUGCGGCAGGCGGAGGCGGAGGCGAGCAAGAUGGGGCGGCUUGCCGCUAUGAGCGCAGAGGACUCCAUUCAGGCGGCGCGCGACCGACUGGCGCAGCGGCAGGCGGAGCUGGGAAUCGCGGCGGGCAGCUCCGGCGAGAGCAUCCUACAGGCCCGGGACCGGCUGCGGCGCACGGCUGAGGAGUCCAUCCAGGAGGCGCGUGCACGGCUGCGGGAGCAGGACGCGCAGAUCCUGGAGUACUGCCGCCGCAUUGUGGCCCGCUACCGGCGCGGCGAGUACGUGACGGAGCAGGAGCUGGAGUUCGCGUUUGAGCAACUGGAGCGCCGCCUGCUGUGAGCAAGAGCGGUUUGGAGGAGGCUUUGCAUGGCAGGCUGAGAGCUGAGAGCUGAGAGAAGGUGACAACGUGCAACUUGAGAACGUGGUCACCAGUGGUGCUGGAGAAAGAGUACCAGGAGGCAUUUUAAUUAUUGUAUUUGUUCGGUACUGCCGGCACGUUCGCAUGGGAGUUGUUGUGAAAGUAGUGUUUGUGUGUGCCGGAGACUCUUCGAUCAGAACGGCUGCUGAAUGCCGGCUGCCAGACAGCAGUGCUAGCCACCAACUGCUACCUAACAACGUGAGCUGGGAACCUGUAAUAACCGCAUUUG
Messenger RNA from Chlamydomonas reinhardtii, 1112 nucleotides. RefSeq lists its product as uncharacterized. The record is from RefSeq and is a predicted model, not a curated record. The transcript is spliced from 6 exons. Lineage: Eukaryota; Viridiplantae; Chlorophyta; Chlorophyceae; Chlamydomonadales; Chlamydomonadaceae. Bases 46 to 804 code for a protein of 252 amino acids.